AUGGGUAAACAACGAAUUGCAAUUAUUGGUGCUGGACCAAGCGGUCUCUCACAAUUGUUAGCUUUCAAACAAGCUGAGCAAGAACAAAAAGUUGAACUGAUUUGCUUCGAAAGGCAAUCAGAUUGGGGUGGCUUGUGGCUUUAUACAUCUCAGAUAGGCAUGGAUGCUAAUGGUGAACCAAUUCAUUCAAGUAUGUAUCGACAACUUUGGUCGAACUAUCCAAAAGAAUUAUUUGAAUAUACUGACUAUUCAUUCUAUGAUCAUUUCGGUUGUUUUCUUCCAUCCUUUUUGCCACGUCCUCUUAUCCACGAUUAUUUGAUCGGGCGGGCUAAAGCCGGUAAUAUUCGACGAUUUAUUCGUUUCAAUACAGCUGUUCGCCAUGUCGACUUUGACGAUGAGAAGAAAGAGUUUUCCAUUGAUGUUGAAGAUUUUAAUAAAAAUUCGACAGAAAAUUUGAAGUUUGAUCGUGUCAUUGUCGCAACAGGUCACUAUCACUUGCCAAAUAUGAUUAAUAUCUAUGGUGUCAAUCAAUUUCCCGGUCGAGUUCUUCAUUCACACGAAUUUCGUGGUGCUGAUGAAUUUUUUAAUCUUAAUUUAUUGUUAAUUGGUGGUAGUUAUUCUGUCGAUGAUAUUGCUGUACAAUGUUACAAGUUCGGUGCUCGAUCGGUUACAAUCAGUGCUCGAUGCAGACCUUUUCACUACAAAUGGCCAACACAAGUCAAAGAGGUACCCGAGCUUAUUCGUAUGGAAGGUCGAACAGCUCAUUUCAAAGAUGGUUCAAGUACUGAUAACAUAGAUGCGAUUAUCUUUUGCACUGGCUAUCGACAUUCUUAUCCAUUCAUGGCUAAACAGUUUGAUUUACGUUGUGGUGUAACGGAAUUCGUUCCAGGAGAUCUCUACAAGAGUAUUUUCUGGAUGAGUCAACCAUCACUCGCCUAUUUAGAUGCACCUCGACAAAUUUAUACAUUUCCCAUGUUCGAUAUACAGGCAGCAUUGGUACGUGAUGUCUUUCUUGGUCAUGUCAAAUUACCUGACUGUACUCACUGGCAAAAGGAUGUUGAUAAAUGA
Rotaria sp. Silwood1 is the source of this 1068-nucleotide messenger RNA. Lineage: Eukaryota; Metazoa; Rotifera; Eurotatoria; Philodinida; Philodinidae. The record is from the annotation of a GenBank genome assembly.